AUGGGCUCCGGGUUGGUGUGGCUGUCUCUUGCGCUGUCAGUGGCGCUUUCCGCCGGGCAAGACGCAGGGACUGGGGCCACAGAGGAGGACAUCCCGGAGGGGGCAUCCACCCUGGCCUUCGUCUUUGAUGUGACCGGCUCCAUGUACGACGACUUGGUCCAGGUUAUCGAGGGUGCGUCCAAGAUCUUGGAAACAUCCCUGAGCAGACCUAAGAGACCUCUCUAUAACUUUGCCCUGGUCCCUUUCCACGACCCAGAGAUUGGACCCGUAACAAUCACAACAGACCCAAAGAAGUUCCAGUAUGAGCUGAGAGAGCUGUACGUUCAGGGAGGUGGGGAUUGUCCGGAGAUGAGCAUCGGUGCCAUUAAGAUUGCUUUGGAGAUCUCCUUGCCAGGGUCCUAUAUUUACGUCUUCACAGAUGCCCGAUCUAAAGACUACAAACUGACCCAAGAAGUCCUGCAGCUCAUCCAGCAGAAACAGUCACAGGUGGUGUUUGUGCUGACGGGGGACUGUGAUGAUAGGACUCACAUCGGCUACAAGGCUUAUGAGGAGAUCGCCUCCACCAGCUCUGGGCAGGUCUUCCAUCUGGACAAGAAACAGGUCAAUGAGGUUCUUAAAUGGGUGGAGGAGGCCGUGCAGUCGUCCAAGGUCCACCUGCUGUCCACUGAUCACUUCAGUGGGGUCAGCAACACUUGGCAGUUGCCCUUUGACCCCAGCCUCAAGGAAGUCACUGUGGCCCUCAGCGGCCCAGCACCUGACAUCGAGAUAAAAAACCCAGAGGGGAAGGUUGUGGGGAAGAGUGACAGCCUGACCGAGCUCUUGCACAUUCCCAACUCCGCCAAGGUUUUCAACAUCAAGGACCCACAGCCUGGGAUGUGGUCGAUCAAGACCUCUAGCGAAGGAAGACACUCUGUCCGUAUCUCAGGUCUCAGCACCAUUGACUUCCGAGCCGGGUUUUCCAGAAAGCCCACCCUGGACUUCAAAAAGACCUCUAGUAGGCCAGUUCAAGGUAUUCCCACCCACAUCCUUCUUAACACCACUGGACUUUCCCCCCCUGCUCGGGCUGACAGGCUAGAGCUCCUGUCAAUCAAGGGCGAAGUGAUCAAAACUCUGCCAAUUCGUUACUACCCUGAUCGCCAGCCAUAUGGCCUCUGGAACAUCACAGACUUCAUUCCACCCGAUGAGGCCUUCUUCCUGCGGGUGACGGGAUACGACCGGGAUGGUUUCCUGUUCCAAAGAGUCUCCAGUGUUUCUUUCUCCAGUAUUGUACCUGUUGCCCCUAAGGUGCUGAUGCCAGCCACGACUCAUGGUUACUACCUCCAGAGAGGGGCUGUUAACUGCCAGGUAGAGAGCCUGAUCCCCUUCACUCUGCGCUUCAGCAGUGAUGGAAGACGACUUGGGGUGGACCAACUCUUCAGUGAGUCUGACAGUGCGUCGUGGGAAAUAGCCCAGGUUACCCUGAAGGACGAGGGCUAUUACGAGUGUAUUGCUGUCAGCAGCGCUGGGACUGGUAGAGCUCGCACCUUCCUGGAUGUAUCAGAGCCGCCUCCAGCUGUCACCAUUGAGGGUAACAUAACCGUCGCCCCUGGCUCCCGUGCUGUCCUCACCUGCCACGUUGUUAGCACCGUCAACUUCAACCUCACCUGGCUGAGAGGAGGUCAUGAUGCCCGUCUGGACCCACGGGUGCAUGUCCUGACCAACCUCUCGCUACAGGUGUCCACUGUGGCUCCAGAUCAUUCGGGCUGGUACGAGUGCAUCGCCGUAAACGAAGGAGGGGUGACUGCAGAACGAAUCUACCUUACCGUGCAAGAGGUGCCCAGGGUUUUAGUGGAGCCUCGGAAUCAAACCUUUACGACAGGAGAUGAAGUGAGGAUCAGGUGCUCAGCCAACGGUUACCCUCCACCCCGUCUGGUCUGGACCCACAACGACAUGUUCAUCAUGGCAUCCAGCAGACACAGGAUGACUCCUGAUGGCACACUGGUCAUAAGAAACAUAGAGAAGAAGGAUGGAGGGGUGUAUGGCUGUUUGGCCAGCAACCAGGCUGGGACAGACGCAAUGACCGCCAUCCUCACUUACAUCGAAUCUCCUCAGGUGACGGUGGAAUCCAAUGAGAUUCUCAUUGGCAUCGGAGAAACCACAGUGAUGGCCUGUUCAGCAUCUGGAAUCCCUCAGCCUGAGAUCUGGUGGUACAAAGGUGAUGUCCAGCUGCAUUCAUCAUCCCUCUUGGAUGUAGACACACUGGGAGGGACGCUGACCAUCAAGGAGACUCAGAAAGUCGAUGCUGGAGAUUACAGCUGUGUGGCUGUCAAUGAUGCUGGCACCUCGUCAGGAAAAAUCUCUCUCGAUGUAGGAGCCGCACCCAAGUUCACCCGAGAGCCAUCAGAUGUGGCGGCGGACAUUGGCUCCAACGUGAGCCUGCAGUGCCAUGUCCAAGGCUACCCCGAACCUAAGGUCAGCUGGCGAAGAGAGGAUGGACUACCCCUUUUCAACCAGUCCCGCACACAUGGCACUAUUACCCAGAGCAGGGAAGGUCUACAUAUAGCAAACCUGUGGGUGGAGGAUGAAGGGGUGUAUAUCUGUGAGGCCCAAAACCACUUUGGCAGGUUUCAGACCCAGGCCAGCAUCACUGUGACUGGACUUGUCUUGCCUGUCAUUGCAAUGAGUCCAGCUGUGCUCAGUGUGAUUGAGGACCAGCAGAUGACUCUGCCCUGUGUCCUGCUGGCUGGUAAUCCACUGCCUGAGAGGCAGUGGCUACACAACUACGGCCUGGUAACAUCAGACCAGUAUGUGACAGUGAGGAGGGACGGCAGUCUGCAUAUUGAGAGAGUCCAGUUGGACAAUGCUGGUGACUACACCUGCUUGGCAGAGAACGUUGCUGGGGCCACCAACCAUACCACCACUGUCAACGUUUAUGUGAUUCCCACCAUUCAGCAUGGCCCUCAAGUAUUCAGCACGAUAGAGGGAACACGCAUCUCCCUGCCCUGCCGUGCCAGUGGCGUACCCACCCCAGACAUCACCUGGACCAAGGGUGGGGAGGUGCUGUACUUGGGUGGUCCUGGCCUCUCCCUGGAUUCUGACGGCAGCCUUCGCAUUGCUUCCCCUUCUGGAAAUGAGACUGGAGAGUUCAUCUGCACAGCCGCCAAUGCUGCGGGCUACGCCUCCAGGAAGGUCCAGCUCACUGUCUACGUCCGUCCUAGGUCUAAUGUUGGCGGUGCCGGAGUCUCAGCAGACCCAAUGAGGAUGUCGGUGAUUGAGGGUGAGGAUGCCAUUUUGCCAUGUGAGGUCCACAGUGUCCCACCCCCCACCAUCAGUUGGGCCAAAGAGAGGCAGCUCAUCUCCCCUUUUUCACCCAGGCACACUCAGCUUCCCUCUGGCUCUAUGAAGAUCUUGGAGACCAGAGUCUCAGAUAGUGGACUGUAUGUGUGCGUUGCCUCCAACAUCGCGGGCAACCUCACACAAUCCAUUGAGCUGAGUGUUUUAGUGCCCCCUAGUAUACAGGCUGGCCCAAGGGUAAUAAAGGUACAGGUGGGUGACCCUGUGGAGCUGCCCUGUGUGGUGAGAGGAGUUCCAAAGCCGACUCUAACCUGGACUAAGGAUGGUAAAGGCUACCCGGUGUCACAUGAUGGCAGCCUAGCAUUGAGAAAUGUGGGACUGGAUGACGAAGGGACCUACACCUGCACAGCCACCAACACUGCAGGCAGAGACGAAGCUCGAGUCCAGCUUCUAGUGCAAGUGCCGCCUGUGGUAGAGGUACUGGAGCCCCCCUUCAAUAGUCCCCUGCAGGAGAGAGUUGCAAACCAGCGUAUUGCCUUCCCCUGCCCUGCCAAAGGCCUUCCCAAGCCAGUGAUUCGGUGGUUGCGUAAUGGCCAGGAACUGACCGGUAACGAGCCUGGUGUCUCCAUCCUGGAGGAUGGGACACUGCUGAUUCUGGCCUCUGUGUCACCGCUGGACAACGGAGAGUAUGUCUGUGCUGCCGUCAAUGACGCUGGAUCCACGGAGAGGAAAUACCAGCUCAAAGUCAACGUGCCCCCAGAGUUUCGUGACAGGGAAACGCCAGGCAACAUGUCGGUGGUCCUGAGCCAGCCAACCAGCUUGGUGUGUGAUGUCACAGGAAGUCCAAGCCCUGUCAUCACCUGGUACAAGGAUGGGACUCCUGUGGUUGCUAGUAACAGCGUCCAGAUUCUUGAUAUGGGGAAAACCCUGAGGCUUCUGAAGGCAGCAACGGCAGACACAGGCAGCUACAGCUGUAAAGCCAUCAACAUCGCUGGCAGCACAGAAAAAGACUUCUUCCUGGAUGUACUGGUCCCACCGACCAUUGUAGGGUCAGGCCCUCCUCGAGACGUUUCAGCCAUUCUGAAACAGGAGAUCAGUCUUGAGUGCAAGGUGCAAGGAGUGCCCUUCCCCACAAUCCAGUGGUACAAGGACAGGAAGCCGGUGUUUCUUGGGGAUCCCAAUCUGGAGGUCACCAACAGAGGUCAGGUUUUGAGGAUAAAAAGUGCCCGUCUCGGGGACCAGGCCCGCUACCAGUGUAGCGCCACGAAUACAGCUGGAAAACAGUCCAAGGAGUUCAACCUCAGUGUCUAUGUGCCCCCUUCCAUCAAAGGAGGUAACCUAACCACAGAUGUCACAGCCCUGCUGGACACAGCGGUAACGCUGGAGUGCGAGGCACGCGGGGUGCCGCUUCCCGCCAUCACCUGGUACCGAAACGGAGAGGCCAUCCUGUCCAACCGACAAGUUCAGUACGUGGAGCGAGGCCACUACCUGAAGAUCCCUCGUGCGCAGGCGUCAGAUGCUGGUCUGUACACCUGCAAGGUGACCAGUGUGGCUGGGAGUGCUGAGAAGGCCUAUGAGCUGGAUGUCUACUUGCCUCCUACCAUUGCAGGGGGAAAUGACGGGCCAACUGAGAGGAAAGUGACCCUCAGUAAGCCUCUGAUCCUGGAGUGUGAGGCUGGGGGACACCCGCCCCCCUCCCUCACGUGGCUGAAGGAUGGAGUUCCUGUGCAUGAUGGUGAAAGUGUCCGUUUGCUCGAGCAGGGGAAAAAAAUAGAGAUCCUCUCAGCCACAGUCUCAGAUUCGGGGCGCUACGUCUGCGUGGCUACAAGCAUCGCUGGGGAGAAGGAGGUCAAGUACGACGUCAGAGUUUUAGUUCCUCCUUUCAUUGAUGGAGCCGGUGAUGUGACAGACAGCACAGUGAUACUCAACAACCCCUUGGAGCUGGAGUGUGAGGCCACUGGAACGCCUGCACCCGUAAUCAGGUGGUACAAGGACGGAAAACCAGUCAGACAGGGUGAAGGGUUGCGGGUGGCGGCCAGUGGUCGCCGGCUGAUCGUGUCCCGUGCCCAGGUCUCUGACAAGGCUCGUUUUCAGUGUGUGGCCACUAAUGAAGCAGGAGAACACGAGAGGGACUUCAAUGUGGUUGUCCAUGUUCCCCCAUCCAUCCGUACCACUGGGCCUGCUGAACGCUCAGUUGUUCUCCACAAGCCCAUCAUUCUGGAGUGCAUCUCCAGUGGCAUCCCGCCUCCGAGCAUUACCUGGCUUAAAAAUGGCCGGCCUGUCGACACAACGCAGGAGCACCUACAGCUGGAGCCCGCAGGCAGAACACUGAAGGUCACAGAGGCAAGGCAAGAGGAUUCUGGGAGAUACACCUGCCUGGCCACCAAUGCAGCUGGUGAAGCUCAACAGCACAUUCGGCUCAGUGUCCAUGAGCCUCCCAGUAUCCCCUACUCUGGAGAGAUCAUCAACCAGACCAUCCUGUCAGGCUUUCCCACCGAGCUUGACUGCAAGGCCACAGGCAGCCCAUUACCUGCUAUCACUUGGUACAAAGAUGGCCGACCUCUGACGAGUGCAGCUGGGGUGACUAUGCUGAAGCGUGGCCAGGUGCUGGAGAUUGAACGGGCUCAGCUGUCGGAUGCCGGGAUAUACAGAUGUGUAGCGGUCAACUUGGCUGGAGUUGCUGAGAUAUCCCAUAGCCUGCAGGUGUUUGUGCCUCCGGUCAUCUCCAGCCGAGGUGGUACGGUAACGGUGGUAGUGAAUGAAGCCGCCAGGCUGGAGUGCGAGGCCACCGGUGUUCCUCUGCCCAGCCUCACGUGGCUCAAGGAUGGCAGCCCCGUGGCAAGCGUAUCACAUGGCAUACAGGUGUUGUCUGGUGGCAGAGUGCUGUCUCUGAGCAGUGCACAGGUUAGCGAUACAGGCAGAUACACAUGCGUGGCCGUCAAUGCUGGAGGAGAACAAAACAGAGAGUACGCCCUGCUUGUUUACGUGCCACCAAACAUCAAGGGGGAGGAGGUGAACGCCACAGUGAUGCUCGGUCGUCCAGUGGAGCUGCACUGCCAGAGCGAUGCAAUCCCUCCACCCACCCUCUCCUGGCGCAAAGACGGCCGCCUGCUGUUCAGGAAACCUGGUCUGACUGUUUCAGCAGAUGGGAGUUUGCUCAAGGUCGAUAGUGCCCAGGUGCAGGAUUCAGGCAGGUAUACCUGUGAAGCCACCAAUGUUGCUGGCAAAACGGAGAAGAACUAUAACCUCAAUGUUUGGGUUUCUCCCAGCAUCCGCGGCUCCGAGGAGGUAUCACCGAUGACAGUGAUUGAGGGCGGUCUCAUCACUCUGGUGUGUGAGUCCAGUGGCAUACCGCCUCCGAGCCUUACCUGGAGGAAGGACGGUUCUGAGCUCAAGUCAGACCAAUGGCGCAGAGUUUUGUCAGGAGGUCGCCAGCUGCAGAUCUCCAGUGCUGAGAGGACGGAUGCAGCCUCCUACACCUGCACAGCCUCCAGUGCAGCCGGCACCACUUCCAAGGAGUACAGCCUGCAGGUUUAUGUCCGCCCUUCCAUCAGACGCGGGGACAAUGAUGAUGUCACCGUGACGAAGGGAGGGGAUGUGACCCUACAGUGUGCUGCGGAGGGCGUGCCACGACCGGCGCUCACGUGGCUGAAAGACGGACGGCCUAUCAUGGGCCAGCACGGCGCAAAGGUCCUGAACGAAGGAGGGCUGUUGCAGAUUAAAGACGCCAAGGUGUCAGACACGGGACGCUACACCUGCAUUGCUGUCAAUGUGGCAGGGCAGGCGGACAGCAAGUAUGACAUCAGUGUGCAUGUCCCACCAAGUAUAAUCGGUCAGGUGCAGUUGCCAGAAAAUGUGAGUGUUGUUGUGAAGAACCCAGUUGCUCUGAGCUGCGAGGCCUCUGGCAUCCCUCUUCCUGCCAUUUCCUGGCUGAAGGAUGGUCGGCCAAUCAAAGCCACCAGCUCAGUGCGUAUCCUCUCGGGAGGACGAAGCCUGCGUCUAAUGCAUGCGGCAAUAGAGGAUGCUGGGAGAUACACCUGUAUCGUGUCUAACAGUGCCGGAGAGGAAAGGAAGAACUUUGACAUCGACAUCCUCGUUCCACCAAGCAUUGUGAACGGGGGAACUUUGGUGGAUACUAAAGUCAAGGAGAAACACAACAUUACUCUCACCUGUGAAGCAUCAGGUAACCCUGUGCCAGAGAUUAAAUGGCUGAAGGAUGGACAUCCGCUGGUGCCUGACAGACGCCACCAAGUUUUGUCUCACGGCCGUUUCCUCCAAAUCUCUGGUGCCAAAGUUGCGGACACUGGCAGGUACAGCUGCCUGGCAUCUAACAGUGCAGGGGACCGCAGCCGGCAUUUCAACCUCAAUGUCCUGGUUUCUCCCACCAUUGCUGGGUCGGGCCCUGAUGGUUCUGCAGAGGAGGUGACGGUAACUUUGAGCAGCCCCACCUCUCUCGUGUGUGAAGUCCAGUCCUACCCUCCUGCUCUCAUCACCUGGCUCAAAGACGGCACGACGUUCGAGUCCAGCCGCAAUGUCCGAGUGCUUCCAGGUGGGCGAACCCUGCAGAUUCUUAAUGCCAAAGAAGAGGAUGCUGGGAGAUAUACAUGUGUAGCCACUAAUGAGGCUGGAGAGACGCUGAAGCACUAUGAGGUCAAGGUUUAUGUUCCCCCACAGAUCAAUAAAAAUGAUAUCCCAGGGGAAGGGCUGGCCCCCAAAGAGGUCAAGAUCAAGGUCAACAGCACAUUGACCCUGGAAUGUGCAGCUGAGGCCUUUCCUACCCCAGCGUUGCAGUGGUACAAGGACGGACAGAUCUUGCAGGCGGACGACCACGUGUCCAUUACAGCCAACGGUCGUAUUGUUCAGAUCAAGCGGGCUCAGGUGUCAGACACUGGGCGCUACACCUGCGUAGCCACUAAUAUAGCUGGAGAGGAUGAGAAGGACUUUGAUGUAAAUAUACAAGUACCACCUAAUUUCAAUAGACCUGGUGGAGUUGGUGAUACAAUGUCUCCCCCAGGCUCUGGAGGGGAUGUUCGCGAAGUGAUACUCAACAAUCCCGUCUCUCUGUACUGCGAGACUAAUGCUGUCCCUCCUCCUACACUUACCUGGUACAAAGAUGGACAACUACUGACCUCCAGUGACAAAGUUCUGAUCCUGCCAGGUGGACGAGUGUUACAGAUUCCCAGGGCCCAGGCUGAAGACACAGGCAGAUACACAUGUGUGGCUGUCAACGAAGCAGGAGAGGACUCCAUUCAGUACGAUGUCAGAGUGUUAUUGCCUCCGUCCAUACGGGGAACGGACAGCGACUUACCUGAUGAGGUCACAGUGCUGGUCAACAAAACUACCCAACUGGAGUGUCAUGUGGAUGGAAACCCCGCCCCCAAGAUCAGCUGGUUUAAGGACAACCAGCCAGUCAGCUCUGAUGGCGCGCAUAGAAUCUUGUCCAAUGGGAGAACACUUCAGGUGUCAACUGCUCAGGUAUCUGACACAGGGCGCUAUGUGUGUAUGGCUGACAAUGUGGCUGGGAGUGCAGAAAAAUCCUUUAAUCUCAAUGUUCAUGUGCCUCCCACCAUUAUCGGCCUGAGUCCUGAGAAUGUGACAGUGGUGGUGAACAACUUUGUGUCCCUCUCUUGUGAAGCCACUGGUUUCCCCCCUCCCACCUUGAGUUGGCUAAACGAUAGGGGCCCCAUUCAGGGCAACACCAACGCACUCGUAAUGCCAGGUGGUCGUACGCUACAGAUUCUGAAAGCAAAAGUGUCUGAUGGAGGAAAGUACAGCUGUGUGGCGAUGAACGCAGCAGGAGAGGCUUACAAACACAUCUAUCUCACCGUUUUUGUUCCUCCCAGCAUCCGGGACAGUGGUGGGGACUCUCCUGUGGUGGUGAACGUGCUUGUCGGGAAAUCGGUAACCCUGGAGUGCGAGUCCAACGCUGUGCCUCCUCCCACCAUCACCUGGUACAAGAACGGCAGGGUGGUGACAGAAUCGGCCAGCCUGCGCAUCCUGGCAGAGGGGCAGAUGCUUGAGAUCAAAGGCUCAGAGGUGUCUGAUACAGGACAGUAUGUUUGCAAGGCCACCAAUGUUGCUGGUCAGAUGGAAAAGAACUUCCACUUGAAUAUUUAUGUACCUCCCAGUAUCGAUGGGCCAGUACACGAGAGUGUGGUGGAAACCUUUGGUAACCCAGUAACCUUUUCCUGUGAUGCCACUGGUAUCCCUCCUCCGAGCCUCACUUGGUUAAAGAAUGGACGACCCAUAGAGAAUUCAGAGUCUCUGGAGAUGCACAUCUUCUCUGGGGGCACCAAGCUUCAGAUUGCAAGGUCACAGCUUUCUGACAGUGGCACGUACUCGUGUCUGGCCUCCAACGUGGAGGGCAAAGCACGCAAGAGCUACCGCCUCACCAUACAAGUCCCUCCCAGUAUCUCUGGAUCAGAGCUGCCCAGUGAGAUGGGAGUUCUGCUCAAUGAAAGCAUCCAGCUGGUCUGUCGAGUCCGGGGAACCCCGACUCCAACCAUCCAGUGGCUGAAGGAUGGGGAAGUCGUCAACAAAGCGGGGAACAAAGGCCUCAGGAUCAGUCCGGAUGGCAGCACACUCACUAUGAUUGGAGCUCAAACCACCGACAGUGGCAAGUACACCUGUGUGGCCAGCAACACUGCAGGAGAGGAGGACAGGAUAUUCAAUCUAAAUGUGUAUGUGCCUCCUGUGAUAGACGGCAGCAGUGAGACGGCUGAAGCGCUGACCACAGUUCUGGACAGUUCUGUCAACAUGGAGUGCGUUGCUACGGGUUCUCCUCCUCCCCAGCUCAACUGGCUGAGAAAUGGCCUCCCCCUGCCAGUCUCCUCCCACAUACGGCUCCUCUCCGCUGGACAGGUGCUCCGGAUCACACGAGCCCAGGUGUCUGACGGUGGCACGUAUACCUGCGUUGCAUCAAACAGGGCAGGAGUGGACAACAGACAUUAUAACCUACAGGUGUACGUCCCUCCUGGUCUGGAUGGCGCAGGGGGCACAGAGGAUGUAACUGUAAUCAGAGGAAAUCUGGCCUCUCUGCUGUGUCUUGCUGAUGGGACACCGACCCCCACUGUGCACUGGAUCAAAGGAGGAGUGACUCUAGUUCCUGACCCUCACCUCAGAUUCCUCAACCUGAAUACCACUGUGCAGAUCCUCCGGACGCAGGUCAACGACACAGGACGCUACACCUGUGUGGCUAACAACACUGCCGGUCAGGCAAGCCGCCACUUCAACCUGAAGGUGCUGGACCCCCCACGCAUCAAGGGCUCGGGUGCACCAGCAGAAGUAUCUGUGGUGGUUAAUAAUGUUCUGGAGCUUCAGUGCGAGGCCUCAGGCAUCCCCACUCCCUCUCUGACCUGGCUGCGGGAUGGACGCCCGCUCCCACAGACAGACAGUCUGCGCCUCCUACGGGGAGGAGGAAUGCUCCGUGUGGCCUCAGCACAGUUGGAGGACACAGGCAGAUACAGCUGCUUAGCCAACAAUCCAGCAGGAGAUGAUGACAAGGAGUUCCAGGUUCGAGUGCACGUCCCCCCUAACAUCGCGGGGGAGAGCACACCUCAGAAUAUGUCAGUGCUGCAGAACAGACAGGUGACUCUCGAGUGCAAAUCUGAUGCUGUUCCUCCUCCAACGCUGACCUGGCUCAAAGAUGGCCAGACACUGCAGGCCUCUGCCCGAGUGCGUCUUCUGUCCGGGGGCCGCUACCUACAGAUCAACAUGGCUGAGCUUGGCGACAGGGCUCAGUAUACCUGUGUGGCGAGUAACAUCGCUGGCAAGACCACGCGACAGUUUAACCUGGCUGUCAAUGUGGCCCCAACUAUUAAGGAUGGUUCCCAGGCAGUGUCGGUACACAUCAACAAGCCAUCGGUGCUUGAGUGUAUCGUAAGUGGAGUCCCGCCGCCUCGUGUAACCUGGAGGAAACAUGGUGCAAUAUUGGCAGGAAACAACCCCAGGUACACGUUUGCGGAGGAUGGGUCCUUGCACAUCCACUCUGCCCAGGUGACGGACACGGGCCGCUACCUGUGUAUGGCAACGAAUCCGGCCGGCACGCAACGCAAGCGAGUGGAUCUGCAAGUUUAUGUGCCUCCUUCCAUCGCCGACAGUCGCACCAAUGUAACGGUUACAGUCAACGUUCAGACCACCCUGUCCUGCGAGGCCACCGGCAUACCCAAACCCACAGUCACCUGGACGAAAAAUGGUCGAGCCAUCAAUACUGACCAGAACCAGAAUAUGUACAGGUUACUGUCAUCAGGCUCCCUGGUAGUUAUAGCGCCCACAGUGGAGGACACAGCCAUGUAUGAGUGUGUGGCUUCUAAUGAGGCAGGGGAACACUCCAGAUCCAUCAACCUCACUGUACAUGUUCCUCCAUCUAUAGCAGAUGAACCCACAGAGCUAACUGUAACCCGACUGUCCCCGGUGGUCAUCGCCUGUACUGCAUCUGGUGUCCCCGAGCCCACAAUCCACUGGAGCAAAGACGGCGUGAGGCUGAACAAAGAGGGACAAGGAUACAGCAUCCUGACCACAGGUCCAGUAGAGAUUACCUCAGCUGAGCUCAGUCAUGCUGGACGUUACUCAUGCACGGCGAAGAAUGCUGCAGGCUCCACCCAACGCCACGUGCAGCUCACGGUGCAGGAGCUUCCCGUGAUCCAGUCCCACCCGCCCACUUUGGACGUUAUCCUCAAUAACCCCAUCACUCUGCCCUGCAGGGCCACAGGCUCACCCAGGCCGACCAUCACCUGGCAGAAGGAGGGCAUCAACAUACCCACCACGGGUGGUAGCUUCACAGUGCUGCCUAAUGGAAGUCUGCGGAUCUCCAAGGCUUCCGUUUCGGACUCCGGUACAUACAUAUGUGUGGCUCAAAACCCGGCUGGCACUGCGCUGGGGAAGACCAAACUCAAAGUACAAGUGCCUCCCAGGAUCAGCUCACAGACUCAAAAGUACCUGGCGCCUGUGGACUCCUCCGUGACGCUGCAGUGCCAGGCCAACGGCUCCCCUCCUCCCUCUGUCGCGUGGCAUAAAGACGGCCAGCCGCUAAACGAAUCCGUACGCCAGCGGGUUCUCGGUUCAGGGUCCCUGCAGAUCGCCUUCAUCCAACCCAGCGAUACUGGACGAUACACGUGCACGGCUGCCAACGCAGCGGGAACUGUCAGCCUCGAGAUGAGCCUUACUGUACAGAUCCCUCCCUCCAUUCGUGGUGGAGAGCAAGAGGUGGCAGUGGUAGAAAACAGUCAGGCCCAGCUGGUGUGUGUGGCAGAGGGCGUCCCUCAGCCCAGACUGUCCUGGGAGAAGGAUGGUAAUCCCCUCAGUGAAAGCACAGGGGAGUACACUAUCCUGCCCUCCGGAGAGCUGGUUAUAGACAUUGCUCAGCCUGACGAUGAAGGCAGUUAUACCUGUGUUGCCAGUAAUGCAGUCGGGCAGGACAGUCGGACGGUGACCCUGUCGGUUCAUACCCACCCUGUCUUCACCGAGCUGCUCGGAGAUGUGGCACUCAACAAGGGGGAACGCCUCCUGCUGGCCUGUGGGGUCACUGGCAUCCCACCACCCAGAAUCGCCUGGGCCUUCAACAACAUCAUCAUCCCAGUUCACUAUGAUCAUAUGAACGGCCACAGUGAGCUGGUGAUAGAGAGAGUGAGUAAAGAAGAUUCCGGCACCUACACCUGCAUGGCAGAAAACAGUGUAGGAAUCAUCAAGUCACUCGGCUUUGUCUAUGUUAAAGAGCCUCCAAUCAUUGACGGAGAUCUUCACUCCAACCGGAUUGAACCUCUGGGGGGCAAUGCCAUCCUGAACUGUGAGGUUCGGGGAGACCCCCUGCCCACCAUCCAGUGGAGCAAAAAUGGAAUAAACAUCCGGAUCAGCAACCGAAUCCGUCAGCUGGACAACGGCUCUCUGGCCAUCUAUGGCACAGUGAGUGAAGAUGCAGGCAACUAUAUGUGUGUGGCAACAAAUGAUGCUGGGGUGGUGGAAAGAAGUGUCACGCUUACCUUGCAGAGUGCACCCACCAUCAAUGUGGAGCCAGUUGAGACCGUGGUGGACGCUGGCACCACAGUUGUGCUCAACUGCCAGGCAGAGGGGGAGCCUACACCCGUGAUAGAGUGGUCCCGCCAGGGGCGCCCGCUGCUGGGAAUCGACCGCCUCUCCACCCUGUCCAACAGUUCCCUCAGGAUCAGCAGCGCCCAGAAGGAGGACACGGCUGAAUAUGAAUGUGUGGCUAGGAACCUACUUGGAUCUGUACUGGUCAGGGUCACUCUGACCGUACGAGUACAUGGGGGGUACUCAGAGUGGGCAGAGUGGGGUCCUUGCAGUGUGUCUUGUGGUGUCGGGGCCCAGAAGAGGCUGAGGAAGUGUAACAAUCCUGUACCUGCUAACGGAGGGCGCCGCUGUGCAGGAUUAGACACAGAAACACGCGUCUGUCAGGGAAAACCUUGUCCAGUGGAUGGUAACUGGUCAGAGUGGUCUCCCUGGGAGGAGUGUUCUCGUACCUGCGGUCAGGGCAACAGAACCAGGACCCGGACCUGCAGUAACCCUCCAGCUCAGCAUGGAGGCAGGCCCUGUGAGGGGAAGGCAGUGGAGGUCAUCAUGUGCAGUGUCAGACCCUGUCCAGUGGCAGGUAACUGGGGGUCUUGGCUACCAUGGAGCCCUUGCAGUGAGACCUGUGGUAAGGGUAUGCAGUCCAGAAUCAGGCUGUGCAACAACCCUCCUCCAGCCUUUGAUGGGCCACAAUGUGAGGGCACGGACACCCAAACGCAAGUGUGCAAGGAGAGACCUUGUCCUGUGGAUGGGAAGUGGUCUUCCUGGGUGAGCUGGGGAGCCUGCAGUGUUUCCUGUGGAGGCGGGACCAGACAGAGGACACGUCUCUGUGCCAGUCCCUCCCCUCAGUAUGGUGGCAGGCAGUGCGAGGGCAACGACGUGCAUAUUGACUUCUGUAAUAGCGAACCAUGCCCCAUCAGCGGUAACUGGGGUCCGUGGAGUAGCUGGGGCAGCUGUAGCAAGACAUGUAACGGAGGUCAGAUGAGGCGCUACAGGACAUGUGACAACCCCAGACCCGCUAAUGGUGGGAGAGCAUGUGCGGGUGCAGAUACACAGAUACAGAGAUGCAGCACAGCAAACUGCCCUGUUGAUGGUAACUGGGGUUCAUGGCAGCUGUGGGGGGAAUGCUCCGCGUCCUGUGGCGGUGGCGAGAGAGCGCGUGUCCGACUCUGUAACAGCCCGUCUCCUAGCAAUGGUGGCCGGCCAUGCCCAGGAGACUCCUCACAGCUUUCCAGGUGCAACACUCAGGCCUGCCCAGGUGGGCCCCAGAGGGCACGAGGUAGCAUCAUAGGGAACAUCAAUGAUAGUGACUUUGGCAUCGCCAUCCUCAACGCCACCAUCACAGACAGCAAGUCUGGAGGCAGAAUCAUCAAGGCCACUAUUUCUAACAUACCGAGGACAUUAGGUCCUGCAAUGAGGAAGCUGAUCUCCAUCCUGAAUCCCGUUUACUGGACCACGGCACAGGAAGUAGGAGAGGCUGUCAACGGCCACACGCUAACAGGCGGCGUCUUCAGGCGAGAGACACAGGUGGAGUUCGCUACGGGUGAGAUCCUGAGGAUGACCCACAUUGCCAGAGGCCUGGACUCGGAUGGAGCGUUGUUACUGGACAUCGUAGUGAACGGACACAUCUUACAGUUGCCCUCACAUGCCGACAUCGGCAUCAAGGACUACACGGAGGACUAUAUCCAGACAGGCCCAGGGCAGCUGUACGCUCUGUCCACUCGCAUGUUCAGCAUUGACAGGCAGAGCGUGCCCUACUCCUGGAACCACACCAUCUCCUACGACCUGUCCAAGGGCAAGAUGCCCUACCUGGUAGAGACGCUGCAGGCCACAGCCAUCAGCGCUCACUACCAUCCCCUGGAGGAGGUGUUGGAGUACAGCAUCCAAGCUAGCAUCGCAAAGGGUGAUCGCAGUAACCAGUGUCCUCAGGGAUUCGCGUUGGUGUCUGCCGGGCCCUUCUGUGCAGAUGAGAACGAGUGUGAGGCUGGGAACCCCUGUUCUCAUGCCUGCCACAACGCCGUGGGCACCUACUACUGCUCCUGUCCCCGAGGCCUCACAAUCUCGGCUGACGGCAGGACCUGUCAGGACAUCGAUGAGUGUUCACUGGGCGGGAACGUGUGUCGCGAUGGGCAGGACUGUGAGAACACUAUUGGUUCCUAUCGAUGUGUCAUGCGUUGUGGGCGUGGUUUCAGGAGAACAGCUGAUGGCCUCAGCUGCACAGAUGUGAAUGAGUGCCAGGAGUCCAAUCCAUGCAAUCAACACUGUCUUAACACCAUUGGUAGUUAUCGCUGCGCCUGCGAGCCAGGAUUUCAUCUCAGGAACCGACGCUGUAUAGAUAUAAACGAGUGCAGACAGAGGGUUUGUCGUUCAGAUCAACAGUGUAAAAACACACGUGGUGGUUACACCUGUAUUGACCUGUGCCCCAAUGGUAUGACCAAAGGUGCCAACGGGACAUGUGUAGACAUCGACGAGUGCCGAGAUGGCACCCAUCAGUGCAGAUACAACCAGAUCUGUGAGAACACCAGAGGCAGCUACCACUGUACCUGUCCACGCGGCUACAGAUCGCAGGGAGUUGGACGGCCUUGUGUCGAUAUAAAUGAGUGUGAACGGCUUCCUCAGCCCUGUGCCCACCGGUGCAUCAACACUCCUGGCAGCUUCAAGUGCAACUGCCCGCCGGGGCGCCACCUGCUGGGUGAUGGCAAAUCCUGCGCUGGUCUGGAGCGUCUGCCCACCUAUGAAAGUUACUCGUACGGCUACCGCACAUCUCAGUCCUCCCGUGACCACAGCUCCUACCAACAGCUGUACCACAACAUGGCCUCUCAGAGCUACCACUCCUACGCAGCCACCGAAAGGAGGCACGACAGGAGCCGUAGCCAUAGAGAGACUCGCACACACGCCUCACAGAAAGGCUUCCUCACUUGUCAGCAGGGGUUUGAGUCCAGGGGUGGUCGCUGUUUAGACAUCAAUGAGUGUGAGGUGAGGGAUGCCUGUCAGCAUGAGUGUAUGAACACACCAGGGAGCCACAGGUGUCUCUGCCCUGCUGGUUACCGCCUCAUGACCAAUGGCAAAACCUGUCAAGAUAUAGACGAGUGCCUGGAGCAGAACAUCCAGUGUGGGGCGAACCGAAUGUGCUUCAACAUGAGAGGGAGUUACCAGUGUAUCGACACACCCUGUCCACCAAACUACCAGAGGGAUCCGGCCACAGGGUUCUGCCUGAAGAACUGCCCCCCAAAUGACCUGGAGUGUACGCUGAGCCCUUAUGCCCUGGAGUACAAGCUGCUGUCUCUCCCCUUUGGCAUCGCAGCCAAUCAGGACCUCAUCAGGCUGGUGGCCUACACACAGGACGGAGUGAUGCACCCCCGAACCACCUUCUUGGUGGUGGACGAGGACGUCACGUUACCCUUUGCCCUGCGAGACGAGAACCUGAAGGGAGUGCUGUUCACCACGCGGGCGCUACGAGAACCCCACACAUACCGAAUGAAGGUCCGAGCCCUGUCCUACAACGAAGACGGAGGCAUUGAGUACCAGACGACCUUCAUCGUCUACAUCGCCGUCUCUGCCUACCCCUACUGAGAGCACUUUAAAUGACGCGAGGCAAAGGUGCGGCGGUGAACCGCGUCCUUCGCAUGCAGCACCACUGAGAGAGCGGCGUGGUGGGAGUGAGUGGGUGUGGUUGUGGGAAAAGUAGCCACAUCAGUAAACGGACUGCAAAAAGACUUAUUCUGAGUGUGUGAGAGAGGCCAGCGAGUGCAUACAGCCCAGAAGACAUAAGGAAGUAGAAUAUAAAACAAGCCACUGGAGGUUAACGGGAGGCUUGGAUGAAACUGGCUAUUUAUUGGCUCUAAUCCCUGCAAACCUCACUUCAGUCUUUCAGGACUGUUUUUCAAAUAUUUGCUAUUUUGUCCCGUUCAGAUUUAUUUAUAAGAUCAUGGAGAUUUUGCUUCAGAAAGCCAAAACGUCCACCACAGGCUCAGAAAGUAGGCUUCAACCCUACUUAAAUCUUUGCUAGUCUCAUAUUUGGGUCAUUCCAUACCAAAUCACCAAGGACCUUCCAGUUCUUGUCAUGGACUGUCUUGAAAAAAUGCAUUUGAAAACGUCUAUUAAAUUCAGGGGACCUUGUAAAAUCCUCCAGCUCUACUCCAAACACUUUUAUUUUAGUUAUGAAUUUUAAAAGUUUGGCCCUCAGAGCUAAAUUUCAUCAUUUCUGCAAUUCUCUGUGUGUUUAUUUGAAAUCAAUAUUUCCACUACUUUUCCAUUUUUCUUGCAACCAAAUGUUGAUUCUGUGUAGUUUUACCAUAGUUCUAUCACAUCUAGAAGUUAUUUGGUCUUGCAUAUAAGGUUGAUAGCCACAGAUCUUGCUAAAUAUAGCUUCGGAGCUGAAAACCCACUUUUUAAGCUAUUCGGACUGUACCUUUUCCCAAGAAGGAAAGACUUUUUUUAUGGGAAAGCGCUAAUAUUCAUUGCAGAUAUAUAAAAAGAUGUUAUAUUAUACCAUCAUUUAAUAAGUUUCUGUAAAUGUUCAUUUCUUACACUUGUAACGUGGUAGACAAAUAAACAGUGGCAUCAUCUGUCAAGUCGGACC
Molecule: messenger RNA, 17878 nt
Organism: Xiphias gladius (swordfish)
Lineage: Eukaryota; Metazoa; Chordata; Actinopteri; Istiophoriformes; Xiphiidae
Gene: hmcn1
Product: hemicentin 1
Exons: 107
Coding region: 1-16869 (5622 amino acids)
Biological process (GO): synapse organization; homophilic cell-cell adhesion
Cellular component (GO): axon; plasma membrane; neuronal cell body
Molecular function (GO): axon guidance receptor activity; calcium ion binding
Source: RefSeq, a predicted model, not a curated record